AUGCGCAGCCAGGUGUUCACCGCCAUGUGGCUGCCAAAAACGCUGACAGACAUUAUGUUACCACCGGUGGAACAUACGAGUAAUAGGCGCGUUAAGGUUUUUCUCAAGACUCUCAAAGGAUGGCUAAAGCGCUCACUCUCGGUGGGUCUGUACCAUUCACGGCGAACACAGGUUCCCAUAUUCUUUGCCAACUACAUCGUAACAUGGUCCAUUGUCAUCAACACAACACCCUACACGCUCGACACUGGCCGUGCCUGUCCUCACUCUUCCAGGUCCGAAGUAAUGUCCCUAUUGGAUGCCGAUGUCACAGCGUCCGGGGUUUGA
Sphaeroforma arctica JP610 is the source of this 324-nucleotide messenger RNA. RefSeq lists its product as hypothetical. The transcript has a single exon. Lineage: Eukaryota; Ichthyosporea; Ichthyophonida. The record is from RefSeq and is a predicted model, not a curated record. The coding region runs from base 1 to 324 and encodes 107 amino acids.